AUGAGAUCAGCAGGGUUUGAAUAUACUGGGAUGGGUGACGUAGCUAAAUGUAAUGCAUGUGGUUUAGAAGUAUCAACGUGGACUAGGGAAAAAGACCCUUUUCAAGUCCAUGCAGAAUGUAAACCAAAUUGCACUUUUGUUGAAUCUGUCCUAGCAAAAACUGCAGCGAAAUUGAAUGAUGCGAAACAUUUAGGUAAGUACCAUGAAUUGAGUGACACUACAGAGAAAUCUGAUGAACAAAUUAUACCGUUCGAAUUGGAAUCACUCAAACAAGCACGUCAACGAACGUUUUCACAUUACCCAUCGAGUGCAAUUUCAUUGAAAGAUCAACUGAUUCGUUCUGGUUUCUUCGGAUGCAAUGUCCAUGACCGUGUCAUAUGUAUUUACUGCAAUUUAAUAUGUCAACAAUGGGAUAAAGAUAUUGAUGAUCCCGCGAAAGUUCAUAGCAGUCUUUCGUCUCAGUGCCCGUAUGUUUUAAAUGUAUUGAACAAAGAGGCAGCAGCGUCAACAUGUAUUCUUAAUGGAACUUUAACGAAUAACGAUGUAGAUAACCAAACUGUAUCGGACACUGUUGGACGACUUUCUUCUGAUCCUGUUGUAUAUACAUCGCCGCGUCAUGCUGAAUAUAUGAGUCUAGUCGAUCGGAAAGCAAGUUUUCAAACAUGGCCUGCAAAAUCAAUGCCAUCUGUUGAAGAUUUAGUCAAAGCUGGUUUUUUCUACACUGGUCAACAAAAUAUAGUGAAAUGCUUUCAUUGUGAUGGUUCACUGGAAAAGUGGGGUGCGAACGACAAUCCAUUGAUUGAGCAUGUCAGACGGUUUCCUUGUUGUUUGUACGCAAAGCAACUAGCUGGAGAUCAACUCUAUAAUCGAAUUCGACAAGCACAAAAUGAUUUGACAGCACAAACACACAUGCAAAUUUCGUCAACGACAGGCAGGACACAAUUGGAAAUACCUAACGAAGCGCUGCUUUCGCGUCUGGUUGCUGCUCGACUUGACCUGCCGAUAACACAGCGAUUAAUCAGCCAGAAUUUCAAAUUGUCCAUCAUUAAACGUUGCUGGGAAGAUCAACUUCGCUUGAAACGCGAUGAUUUUGUUAGCGAUUGUGAUCUAUACAUUGCUUGCCUCGUUCUCCAAAAACAAGUUGAACAUAUUGCUGGUAAUAAAAACAAAGUCGUCAUACCGAGCGUUAAAAUGAAAGAAGACCAAGAAAAGAAACAGCCAGGUGUAUUCAGUGCUGCACAAACAACCCCUUUGAUGUCUAUCCAAUGUCCAUCAAAUAUAAAUAAUUCAUCAAUAAGACAAGGUGCACCACCCAAUCCACCGAACGCAACGAAUUCGCACGAGUUAUCCACGUCCGGAGCCGCUGCCAGUGAAACGGAAAGAGUCGUACUAAACAAUCCAUGUCUUCUGUGCGCAGAAGCGGAGAAGCGUGUAGCAUGUGUCCCUUGUGGGCAUUUGGCAGUGUGUGUUAAUUGUUCUCGAACACUACGUGCAUGUCCAACAUGUCGACGGAGCAUCGAAGCAUUUGUUCGCAUUUAUAUUUGA
Messenger RNA from Adineta ricciae, 1545 nucleotides. The record is from the annotation of a GenBank genome assembly. Lineage: Eukaryota; Metazoa; Rotifera; Eurotatoria; Adinetida; Adinetidae.